UGCACAGGUCAAGUCUUCCAAGAAAACCUGUGUCUCUCGAUCUCACCUCAAUUCACGUAUAUCUUGCGGAGAUUGGGCGAUCGAGGUGUUGCAUCCGGCCUCGGAUGAAGACUACGUUUUCUCGAUGGAUUGUGGUGCGUAUGCCUCGCUGAUGUCUGGCUUCCUGCUGGGUUUGUCGGUCUUGGCACAGUUGCAUCUCAGCUCCGUCGCCGGGUCGGCUUUGACCGUCCACAAGGAGUGCGGAUCUGCUGGGAUUUGGUAUUCGUGGUCGCCGGACGGGUAUGAGUUCUUUGUAGGUCGGAAGAAGGUGGACGAUUCUGUUUCUUUGUGCCAAGAGUUGGUAUCGUACUUCGCGAGCGGGUGUUCGGUUUGUAAGUCUCAUGCGAAGGAAUGGGAAAGGCUCGGCAAGGACUACUGCGGCCUGGACUUGCCAGUCUUUGCCGUCGAGGAGAGUGAUGCGUGUUCCUCGGUGGACCUGCUAAGAUUAGAAGGGAGAGAAUUUCUGCAACCAUCGUCAGAUGCCGUCACUGUUGAUGAGCUAAAGCGAAAGAAGGAGCAACAAUAUAUUUUAAGUGCAGCGCCUGAUAAUGUUAUGUUAACCAUUUCAGGAGCUUUGUUUUUCUGCUGCAGUUUACUUUGUCCUUGUCUUCGUUCAAAACGCAAGGACAUUAGUGAGGAUCCUGUUCUUGGUGGAGAUUCGGGAUCAUUGGAUUCUUUUGCAUUAAGAUCAAAUUCAGAAAGGAUACCAGGAACUCCACUGAGAGUACCCCCUAGUCCAUCUCGGUUUUCAUUGUCUCCACAACCAAGUAAAGUUGAGCCAUCACAUCUCAGCCUCAGUGAGAUCGUCAAACUUACUCAUAAUUUCUCACCUUCUCAAGUUAUAGGCAAAGGUGGUUUUGGAACUGUCUAUAAGGCUGAGUUGCCCGACAGGCAGGUUAUUGCUAUUAAGCGAGCAAAGAAGGAACAUAUUGCUGUUUUACAAGCCGAGUUUAGAAAUGAAGUUGAACUCCUCACCAAAAUCGAACACAGAAAUUUGGUCAGGUUACUCGGUUACACUCAUAAUGGAAAUGAACGGAUUAUCAUUACUGAGUAUGUUCCUAAUGGUACUUUAAGAGACCAUUUGGAUGGUAAGUAUGGGAAGAUUUUGGAUUUCAGUCAGCGGCUAGAAAUAGCCAUUGAUGUUGCUCAUGGGUUGACUUAUCUUCAUAUAUAUGCAGAGAAGAGUAUCAUCCAUCGUGAUGUGAAGUCAUCAAAUAUUCUGCUGACUGAAGGCUUUAGAGCAAAAGUAGCUGACUUUGGCUUUGCUAGAACAGGACCCACAGAAGCAGACCAGACUCACAUUGAAACCAGAGUCAAAGGAACAGCCGGGUAUGUCGACCCAGAAUACCUCAAGACGUAUCAUCUCACACCAAAGAGCGAUGUUUACUCCUUUGGUAUCUUGCUACUGGAAAUUUUUUCGGCACGUCGCCCCGUAGAAAUAAAGAGGACAUAUGAGGAAAGGAUUACUGUAAGAUGGGCUUUCAGCAAAUAUAACGAAGGCAAUGAGAGAGAAAUACUGGAUCCUCGGCUGCGGGAAGUGGUAGAAGAUGAGGUACUACAGAAGAUAUUUGCUUUGGCUUUUCAGUGUGCUGCGCCUACACGUAGAGACCGGCCAGCCAUGAGAGAAGUUGUAGAACAGCUAUGGGAAAUAAGAAAAGACUAUGGCAGGCGUCGCAGGAGAACAUAAAAGGAGAACACACAUGUACAGAAGCUAUCGUGACUGAAUUAAUGACUCUGCUACUUGAACAAUACAAGUUUUACUCCUCUGUGUUGAACAUUGCCUUUUGGACCAUUCUUGCAGUGUGUUAAGAACAAACUCGAUAUCAAAGAUGUGCAGUCUUUAUGAUGCUUGUGCUCUGUAAUUUAAUCAUUGGGAUGUUUUCA
This is a messenger RNA of Musa acuminata AAA Group (dessert banana), 1923 nucleotides long. RefSeq names its product calmodulin-binding receptor-like cytoplasmic kinase 3. Gene Ontology annotation, biological process: protein phosphorylation. Gene Ontology annotation, molecular function: ATP binding; protein kinase activity. Bases 125 to 1726 code for a protein of 533 amino acids. The record is from RefSeq and is a predicted model, not a curated record. The transcript has 7 exons. NCBI's taxonomy places the organism in Eukaryota, Viridiplantae, Streptophyta, Magnoliopsida, Zingiberales, Musaceae.